UCGUUCACAGACGCAUUUUGCCGCCGUGGUGGAACUUACGCUGCGUGUGUAGCUGCGAGCGAGCGCUCUAUUGAUCUUUACCCGAGUGCAUUUUGAAUUCUCUGUGCGGUCGCCAUGUCUGGACGAGGAAAGGGCGGAAAAGGACUUGGAAAAGGAGGUGCCAAGCGUCACCGCAAGGUUCUUCGUGACAACAUCCAGGGGAUCACAAAGCCAGCUAUUCGUCGUCUUGCCCGCCGUGGCGGCGUGAAGCGAAUCUCCGGUCUCAUCUACGAAGAAACCAGAGGUGUGCUGAAGGUGUUCCUGGAGAACGUCAUUCGUGAUGCGGUCACUUACACGGAGCACGCCAAGAGAAAAACGGUGACUGCCAUGGACGUUGUCUACGCGCUCAAGCGACAGGGCCGGACCCUGUACGGCUUCGGCGGCUAAAGGACUCCUUGCUGCUGAGCAAAUCAUUUCCGGUCUGGACUUCAUCAUUUUUGUGUACAAAGUCUCGCAGUGUACUCUUCGUGUAAACUCCCCAGUUUUUAACCACGUUCGGGCCAUCCGUGGCGUCGUGCCGGAUUUUUUUUCAAGAUGGCGGACUUCAAACUGAAAGGUGUAAAAUGAUAGCAGUUAAGCCUAUCAGUGCUAUCACAGGUGUUUUUUGUGUUCAUGAGUAAAUAAAGAUUGCCAUCGUCACCUUGGAA
Molecule: messenger RNA, 686 nt
Organism: Rhipicephalus sanguineus (brown dog tick)
Lineage: Eukaryota; Metazoa; Arthropoda; Arachnida; Ixodida; Ixodidae
Product: histone H4
Exons: 1
Coding region: 115-426 (103 amino acids)
Biological process (GO): nucleosome assembly
Cellular component (GO): nucleosome
Molecular function (GO): structural constituent of chromatin; DNA binding; protein heterodimerization activity
Source: RefSeq, a predicted model, not a curated record